UCCUUCAUUCAUUCAUCCGCGCACCGAAGAUCAGCAGCAGCAGCAGCAGCCAUAUUAUUCUAGGUCCGCCGCGGUCUGACGACAAAAAAGGCCGUCCGCCGUGUAAUCCGCGACACAUUCCGUCAAACGCCGCCGCCGUGGUAGAUUCGCGAGAAGUGUGUUCCGCCGUGGAGGAAUUUGCGUGAUUAGUUUCGAGUUCUUUUUGGAUUCCCGAAGAAUGGUGUGGAAAAUUUCGUCGAAAUUCGCGUGAAGGAAGAGAGUGUGGGAAGCGGGAGUGAAGCAGAAAAAAAAGUGUUGCGUUUUCGGUUUUCCAAGGAAGAGAAGCUGGCCCGAAAAAGGGAGGCAAAGAAGGAGCAGGUAUCUUCGAUCCUAGAGGUUUGCGAAGAAGAUCCCUUGCGGAGUUUCGGGGAAGAGUAGGCGAGAACGGGAAGAAUCGCCUUCUUCGUUUUUUUUUUCGCCAAGGCCUGCUGAGCAGAGUAAUUUAAAAGGUGUACGCGUGAGUGUGAGUUUGUGUGUGUGUGUGUGUUGGUGGGAAAGGUGUGCCAGUGCGAGGGGUUUCGAGUCUUUUUUUUGUGCAAAAGAAGAUAACAAAAACGAAGGGCCAAAAUCUGGCCACUUCCGCCGGACGAAAGUAGUCGAGCCCCCAGGGCACUCAUUCACGACGGCCACAGCACAGCCGGAAGUAGGCAGGAUGAGUUCGAACAACAGCAGCAGCAGCACCACUACCCACAGUAACAACAGUGGUGGCGCCGGAACGAGCAGCAUCGAAGCGGAAUACAACGAGAUCGAGCUCCGGAACGGAUGGUGCGGGGUGUUUCAGGAAAUCCGCGAGAAGAGCGAACAGGAGGCCCGCCAGAAGGACUUUUCCACCGACGAGUCGAGAAAGACGGACAAUCGGCGGCUGAACCGGUACCGGGACGUGUCCCCGUACGACCACUCGCGGAUUGUGCUCAAGCGGGGCGACACCGACUACAUCAAUGCCAACCUGGUGAAGAUGGACCGCGCCGACCGGAAGUACAUCCUGUGCCAGGGACCGCUCCCGCUGACGGUCGGCCACUUUUGGCUGAUGGUGUGGGAGUACAACUCGCGCGCCAUCCUGAUGCUGAACAAGCUGAUCGAGAAGAAGCAAAUCAAGUGCCACCAGUACUGGCCGGAGAAGACGGGCGAGCAGCACCGGCUCGAGCUGCCGGAGGUGCAGCUGGCCGUCGAGUACGUCAACUGCGUCGAGUACAAAAACUUUUGCGAGCGGACGUUCCGAUUGACCGACCUGGAGUCGAGCAAAACGCGCGAGGUGGUCCAGUUUCACUACACGACGUGGCCUGACUUUGGCAUUCCGAGCUCGCCGGUGGCGUUCCUGCAGUUCCUGAAGGAGGUGCGCGAGUCGGGCGCACUCGAUCCGGAUGUCGGUCCACCGAUCAUCCACUGCAGCGCGGGCAUCGGCCGGUCCGGGACGUUCUGCCUGGUGGAUUGCUGUCUGGUGUUGAUCGACAAGGAAGGCGAAAACAAAGUGUCCGUACAGGACAUCCUCCUGGAGCUGCGGCGGUACCGCAUGGGACUGAUACAGACCUUUGAUCAGCUGUACUUCUCAUAUCAGGCCAUCAUCGAGGGAAUGAAGCGCAUGAACAACUCGUCUUUCGAGGACUUUGAAGAGCUAACCGAGGUGGUCCCAGCCGGCAGCCAGGACCAGGACGCUGACACCGACGACACCCCACCGCCUCUGCCCCCGCCGCGGACACAGUCCCUCACGGUCUCCCAGAAGCCGCUGCCCAUGAUACCGACCAGUGAAAGCGUCCACGAGGACUUUAUCGCCGGCAAGGUGAGCCGGGACGAGCUCAACAAUCGGUUGAACCUGGAGAAGAGCAAGCAAUACGAGAUCAGCAGCAGUAAAGACCGACCUCUGCCGCCCCUGCCGGCGUCGGCCGCACUCGACAAACUGCACGAGGCGUCCAACAGCUCGGACAACGACAGCGGCGGUGGCCAUUCCGGCAGCAGCAGCGAAGUGGACGAGCUGAUCGAGGAAAAUGACAGCGAUGAAAACGACGUCGACGAUGACGAUGAGGACGAAGAAGACAACAGUGAUAACAUCGAAAGUUCCGUGCUGGACGAUACAACGAUAACGAGCUCGCCGACGUCAACGCUGACGACCACGACGACGGCGGCCAACAGCAACACGUCGACGCUGGAGUCGAACAAGGGCGCCAGAGAAGACGAGCAUCAGCACUCGCGGGUGGCGGCGUCAUCGUUCGAUGCGAACGCGACACUGCCGCCGCUGCCGAACGGUGUCGACAGCAACAGCAAUAGUGCGGGCGAGGAUGGAACGGUGUCCAGCCCGGAGAGGGAACUAUCAUCCCCGGCGGCCGAGCUGCGCCGCCGCAAGCGCCUCGAGCGCCAGUCCGCGAUGGAGGACAAGAUCCGCGAGAUCAAGCGCAAGCAGCAGGAGGUCGAGGACAGCAAGUCGUCGUCGUCGCCGAAAAAGCGCAGGUUCAUAAUGCUCGCCGCCGGCGUCGGCUGCCUCAUUGGCGUUCUCUGUGUGUAUCUGUACGCGCGCGGCUUCUAAGGUUGCAUUCGAGCGCGUGCAUGUGUGUAGGCAUCAAAAAGUGGCAUCAAUGUUGGGCCUGUUGUUGCAUUUUUGAGAGUUGGUUAAACGAUUUUAUUCUAUUUUAUUUUCCAAGUUUGAUUUUUUUUUCAAUUCAUUCCAAGCGGAAAGACUUGAAUGAAGGGAAGUGCGAAGGAGAGGAAGGAGCAGGAAACUACCAAGCAACUAACCAACUGUCGACAGUGUGCACUUGGUGAUCACUCACACACACACACGCACAUUCACAAUCAAACAAUGAAAACACACUAACAAACCCAUUUUUUGUGAUAGGUUAAUCCAGUGCAUUUUGUUCCACCUUAAUUGGGCGCGUAAGAGUGAAAGAGAAGAGAAAUGUGCGCCGUGGGAAGGACAGGGAAGAGAGCUCUUGAAAGUUGAAAGUUUGAUUUUUUAUAAGCGAAAAAUAGUUCCGUUUCGUGCAAAAUAUUAAAAAAAAGUCCCAAACGAAAGAAACACAAUCAUAAAUGGUGAGAAAAAAGUGAGAUAAAACAAGAAAGAGAGUAUGUGUCAUUGUUCUAAACAAGAGAAUUGUUUUCUAGUAGAGAGAGAAAAAAAAUAAGGUGAGAGAAAGUGAAUGAUGCAAGGAACAUUUAUUAUCAACAUACAAACAAAAACACACACACAUUCAAACAAACACACGCAGUCUGUUGUUGUAUAUCGAGAGUAUCGUCCAUGUUUUAGAAGAUAGAGUUUUACAUUUUUUCUACCAAUGGAAUAUUUGCUUAUUUUUUAGAAGAAACAGAAAACCGCUAGCGGUAAAUGAAGAGAAUAAAAAAUGAGAUAAAUAGAAAAAAAACUGUAAGCAUUGUGAGUAAACGAAAUUCUAAUAUUUUAUUAUCAUUUUUAUUAUUCUAAACCAAGAAAAGAAAAAAACAAACAAACGACGAAGGACGUUUAGCGAGCACGUGUAGAGAGAUUGUUUUUCUUUUUUCUAUAAAUGGGAUGAAAAAGAAGUAAACGAGUUUAGUGCUACUGUGGAAGGCGAAAUCGAAAAAAAAGAGCUGAACUUUAUAACAAUAACAAAAAAAUGCAUAUUAAGAAGAACGUAUAUUAAAAGUAAACAAAAAAACACACACACACAUUUGUAUAGAUGACUGUUUUAGAAAAUUAUGAAGAUAUAAAGCUGAAAAUUGGUGAAAACUAAAUUAA
Molecule: messenger RNA, 3742 nt
Organism: Culex pipiens pallens (northern house mosquito)
Lineage: Eukaryota; Metazoa; Arthropoda; Insecta; Diptera; Culicidae
Gene: Ptp61F
Product: tyrosine-protein phosphatase non-receptor type 61F
Exons: 7
Coding region: 692-2557 (621 amino acids)
Biological process (GO): protein dephosphorylation
Molecular function (GO): protein tyrosine phosphatase activity
Source: RefSeq, a predicted model, not a curated record